Pseudophryne corroboree (corroboree frog) is the source of this 7537-nucleotide messenger RNA. RefSeq names its product gastrula zinc finger protein XlCGF26.1-like. Gene Ontology annotation, cellular component: nucleus. The coding region runs from base 337 to 2166 and encodes 609 amino acids. The transcript has 7 exons. The record is from RefSeq and is a predicted model, not a curated record. Gene Ontology annotation, molecular function: RNA polymerase II cis-regulatory region sequence-specific DNA binding; DNA-binding transcription factor activity, RNA polymerase II-specific. Lineage: Eukaryota; Metazoa; Chordata; Amphibia; Anura; Myobatrachidae. Gene Ontology annotation, biological process: regulation of transcription by RNA polymerase II.
CUUCCGCCCUGUGCGGUCCACACUCUGUAGGAUCCCGGUAGAUUGUGCUGAGCGGGAAGAUGCAGGAGGGAGACAUUGUUACAUGAUCUGACAGCAGCAGGAGAGGGGGGAGCCGCCUGAGGUGUCCUGUCAUUAUAUAAGGAUUAUACACUAGUGAAGAAGAUACUUCCAAGCUGUGCCUCCAUCGCGGUGCCUCCACCUCACUCACUGAUACAUGAGAGGCACAAUGACCAUAAGAUCCUGGAACUCACCAACAAGAUCAUUCAGCUGCUGACUGAAGAGGCGACUGCUGGGAAUGGGACAUUAUACAGUAACACCAGGGGACGUGUCUGGGUGAUGACUGGAGAGGAGGGGGAGUAUAUAGAGGAACACAGGGGUCUGUACAAGGACGUGAUGAUGGAGAAUCACCGGCCCCUCACAUCACUGGGUAAGAGGAGACGGUCAUGUAUUGUACAGUGGAAAGCAGAUGGGCCCAGUAACAGAGAUACCCCAGAGAGAUGUCCCCGUCCUCUGUAUUCCCAGGACUGUACAGAGGAGAAUCACAGGAUCUCACAGGAGGAACAGGCAGAAGAUACAGAGGGAGAAAAAGAGACGUAUGUGACUGAUAUGAAGGCAGAAGAUAUAGAGGGAGAAGAAGAGACGUAUGUGACUGAUAUGAAGGCAGAAGUUAUAGAGGGAGAAGAAGAGACAUAUGUGACUGAUAUGAAGGCAGAAGAUAUAGAGGGAGAAGAAGAGACAUAUGUGACUGAUAUGAAGGCAGAAGAUAUAGAGGGAGAAGAUGAGACGUAUUUGAGGGGUGAUCAGCUGUGUAAGGAGGAGGAAAUCCCUACAGAUAUCAGUACAGGAGAUGGAGGCACAAGUAGAAAGAUCUUGGAGGGAGAUCUCAUUUUGUCUCCAGAUAUUAAAAGACAAGAUAACAUCACACAGGACUCUCCGGGGGACAUCUCCAGUACUCUAAAUAUACAUCCUGUACCUCUCAGUGCUCAUCUAUCAUCUGAUCUCUCUCAUCAUGGGAAAUGUUCUCCUGAUAACUCCAAUAUUGUUACACAUAGUGCUGCUCUUACAGGUGAAUCAGUUUUUACAUGUAUUGAUUGUGGUAAAAGUUUUGUACAUCAGUCAAUGUUUCUUAUACAUCAGAGAAGUCACACAGGUGAGAAACCGUUUCCAUGCUCUGAGUGUGGGAAAUGUUUUUCUCUGAAAUCAAAUCUUGUUAAACAUGAGAGAAAUCACACAGGUGAGAAGCCAUUUCUAUGUUCUGAGUGUGGAAAAUGUUUUAGACAGAAAUCAUAUCUUGUUACACAUCAGAGAAGUCACACAGGUGAGAAACCAUUUCCAUGUCCUGAGUGUGGGAAAUGUUUUAUACAGAAAUCGUAUCUUGUUACACAUCAGAGAAGUCACACAGGCGAGAAACCAUUUCCAUGUCCUGAGUGUGGGAAAUGUUUUACACAGAAAUCAUAUCUUGUUACACAUCAGAGAAGUCACACAGGCGAGAAACCAUUUCCAUGCCCUGAGUGUGGGAAAUGUUUUACACAGAAAUCAUAUCUUGUUACACAUCAGAGAAGUCACACAGGCGAGAAACCAUUUCCAUGUCCUGAGUGUGGGAAAUGUUUUACACAGAAAUCACAUAUUCUAAUACAUGAGAGAAGUCACACAGGUGAGAGGCCAUUUCCAUGUCCUGAGUGUGGGAAAUGUUUUAUAUGGAAAUCAGCUCUUGUUACACAUCAGAGAAGUCACACAGGUGAGAAACCAUUUCUAUGCUCUGAGUGUGGAAAAUGUUUUUCUCUGAAAUCAGAUCUUGUUAGACAUCAGAGAAGUCACACAGGUGAGAAGCCAUUUCCAUGUCUUGAGUGUGGAAAAUGUUUUUCUCUGAAAUCAGAUCUUGUUAGACAUCAGAGAAGCCACACAGGUGAGAAGCCAUUUCCAUGUCCUGAGUGUGGGAAGCAUUUUACAUGCAAAUCACAUCUUCAAAUACAUGAGAGAAGUCACACAGGUGAGAGACCGUUUCCUUGUCCUGAGUGUGGGAAGCAUUUUACAUGCAAAUCACAUCUUAUUACACAUCAGAGAAGUCACAUAGGUGAGAAGACAUAUCCGUGUCCUGAGUGUGGAAAGAGUUUUACAAAGAAAUCAAAUCUUGUUAGUCAUGAGAGAAGUCACAAAAGUGUGUAACCAUUUCCAUGUGCUGUGGCUCUGAUUCAGGUUUGUGUGCAAACUUAACGGUUUGCAUAUGAGUCUCCGUCAUUGGAUACAGACUUCCUGGACCCUGCUGUCUGGACCCGAUGGCCAGUCUGAGUAAGCUUCGGUUUGUGCAGACUGACCAAGGUCUGUUACCAUCAUGAGUUGGUAUGAUUUUCCAAUGCGAUGUACUCAGAUGCGGCCCGCCAGUCUCCUGCUGCAUUUACAUUUAAUUUGUACGGUAUUGCACUGCGUCUGCGCAAUUCCUUACAGAUCGACAUCAGGCCCUGAGUGCACAAAAUACUUUACACUAAAAUAUCUUGUUACACGUCACAAAAUCCACAUAAGGAGAAAGGAUUGGCAUGUUGGGAUGUCUGGGUGGUAUAAGUUCAUGUCUGAGAGGAUGUUCUUAGAGCUGCAUGGCAUUUGUGGAGCUUUUAUAUACUUGUAAGAUCUUGAGGAGUGUUUUAUAGCAUUUGGGGCAAUAUGGGGGUGAAUGAGAUGGGGUUGCCUGGGAUGUGUUUUUUUCAUUUUGGAAAUAAAGGCCUAUGUGCAUUCCUUAUGGAUAUCAGGGCUGCACUUGCUUUUAGCUGGAUGCCUAUCACAGAGUUAGUGAAUGUAGAAAGUCAAUUCUAAAAAUUAAGUCAUAGUAAAGUGUAGGUAAAGCAUACACCUAUCAAACAUACCAUUAUAACCACCUGUAAUAUCUCCCUGUUGUGCCGCCAUAGCUUCUCUGACACAUCCACAAGACCUCUGAAGGUAUCCUGUGGUAUCUGGCACCAAGAUGUUAGCAUCAGAUACUUUUAAGUCCUGCAAGUUGUGAGGUGGGGCCUCCUCAGACUUGUUUCUUCAGCACGUCCCACCUAAAGCUCAAUCAGAUUAAGAUCUGGGGAAUUUGGAGGCAGGUCACCACUUUGAACUUUUGUCAUGUUCCUCAAACUUUCUGAACAAGUUUUGCAGUAUGGCAUGGUGCAUUAUCCUGCUCAGAGGCCAGUGCCGUCAGAGAAUACCAUUGCCAUGAAGAGGUGCUACAAUGUUUAGGUAGGUGAUGAGUAUCAGAGUAACAUCCUCAUGAAUGGCGCUAGAUCCAAGCUUUCCCAGCGUUCUGAUGCCUCCACUGGUAAACGAUGCACACGCACCAGGAUGUCCACAUGAUCUAAAAGAAACUGAUGUAUCCAACACUCAUAGGCUCAUUGUAGGAGUUAUAGCUGCUGAGCAGGUGUCAGCAUCAUCACUCAGGUCGGUCUGCAAUGCACUGUAAGUGAUUUUAUAGCCAACAUUAACUUUCUUCAGGGUCCAUGGUCUCCACAGGGUUAACCUUGGGAUAUGGUUGGUUGAGACCAGGCACAGAAUAGCAAAGCUUGAGCCUCCCAGGAUGCACUGGGUCCCUCUCCCGUCAUACCUGGUCCACAGCUCAGGCUCCUCCCUCAUACCUGGCCCACAGCUCAGGCUCCUCCCUCAUACCUGGCCCACAGCUCAGGCUCUUCCCUCAUACCUGGCCCACAGCUCAGGCUCUAACCUCAUACCUGGCCCACAGCUCAGGCUCUUCAGUUUUUGCUUGGUGCCAGCAGGAGCUGGUCUCCAGCGAACAGUGGUGCUGCAUGAUGCAGCCCAAGCUUUGAAAAUUUUAUUUUUUACUAAGCAAGCAGCACUAGGCAGUCUAUGGGAUGCCAGCACUGCUGUUCCAUCAACCCAACUGGCGCCGCGAUACCAGCCAUGGCUUGGUGAUUUCAGCAGGACCCUGGCACCUUCCGCUAAGAGACACACCCCGGACUGCAUUCUGAAUCAUGAGGGGCAAAGUAAGGUGAGUUCCCGCUUGCGGACCUGCUAUUGAGCAGUUUCUAUUACAGUAGCGUUUCUGUAUGAUGGGUACAGCUGGCCUGGUUUCGCUCUCCACGCACAUCAGUGAUCCUUGGGUGCCAGUGACUCUCACUGAUUGUCCUUCCUUGCACCACUUCCUAUGGGUACUAACCACUGCAUACCAGGAGCACCCCAAAAGUCCUGCUGUUCUGGAGAUGCUCUGACCCAGCUGUCCAGCCAUCACAAUGUGGCCCUUGUCCGUGUUUCUCAUGUCCUUACGCUGCCCAUUUUUCCUGCUUCCAACAAAUCAUCUUCCGGUAUGGAGUGUUCUUGUACUACCUAAUAUAUCUUGGGUUACUACAAUGAUAUAAGCUGAAUUUGGGGAGCGGGGAUAUUAGUGUGGCACAUAAUGAGAGAAUGAUGAAGGAACACUGUAAGAGGAGGGCAGUAUAGAAGCAGUGACAGAUGUGAUUAUAUACUGCACCCAUAUGAUAUAUACACAUAUGGAGUUGCUAUGGCAUGUCUGAUGAGGGUAAAAUGUACUAUUAGAGAAUAGGAUUAUACACAUCACACAAUGACCUCCUGUGACUGGGAAAGAGCAAUGACUGCACUGACCAUGGGGAAAUAAUGUGACUGGUGAGAUAAUGGGAACAGAGACUGGAAGAGGGAAAGUGUUUGUUACUCAGCGCUGUAAUUGGUAUUUGCCUCCACAUUGUUUCAUUUUUGCAGCUGAUAUGUAUUUGAUUGAAUUCCUUGGUUGAUUGGGUCACUCAUUAUGAAAUACUGGGAAUACAACAGGAAAUGUUUCCUGAGGAAUGUGCAUGUCUGCACUGAAACGCGUCACCUUCCCUUGAGUUUCCCACAUUAUUGCAGCAAUUGUUUUAUUCUGUACAAACCUCUUCCUAUAAUAUCAGGAUCUAUCAUCACCAGCUUCAGCGUCACUGAGUAACCUUCCCAGAGCAAUAGCUGUGUAUAACACCUAAUCCAGCCGCCUAUGCUACCGGUGUACAUGUAAUACAGACGCAGCGUCACUGAGUAUCCUGCACCAGAGUAAUAGCUGUGUAUAACACCUAAUCCAGCCGUCUCUGUUACCGGUGUACAUGUAAUACAGACGCAGCGUCACUGAGUAACCUGCACCAGAGUAAUAGCUGUGUAUAACCCCUAAUCCAGCCGUCUCUGCUACCGAUGUACAUGUAAUACAGACGCAGCGUCACUGAGUAACCUGCACCAGAGUAAUAGCUGUGUAUAACACCUAAUCCAGCCGUCUCUGUUACCGGUGUACAUGUAAUACAGACGCAGCAUCACUGAGUAACCUGCACCAGAAUAAUAGCUGUGUAUAACACCUAAUCCAGCCGUCUCUGCUACCGGUGUACAUGUAAUACAGACGCAGCGUCACUGAGUAACCUGCACCAGAGUAAUAGCUGUGUAUAACCCCUAAUCCAGCCGUCUCUGCUACCGGUGUACAUGUAAUACAGACGCAGCGUCACUGAGUAACCUGCACCAGAGUAAUAGCUGUGUAUAGCACCUAAUCCAGCCGUCUCUGCUACCGGUGUACAUGUAAUACAGACGCAGCAUCCCUGAGUAACCUGCACCAGAGUAAUAGCUGUGUAUAACACCUAAUCCAGCUAUCUCUGCUACCGGUGUACAUGUAAUACAGACGCAGCGUCACUGAGUAACCUGCACCAGAGUAAUAUCUGUGUAUAACACCUAAUCCCAGCCGUCUCUGCUACCGGUGUACAUGUAAUACAGACGCAGCGUCACUGAGUAACCUGCACCAGAGUAAUAGCUGUGUAUAACCCCUAAUCCAGCCGUCUCUGCUACCGAUGUACAUGUAAUACAGACGCAGCGUCACUGAGUAACCUGCACCAGAGUAAUAGCUGUGUAUAACCCCUAAUCCAGCCGUGUCUGUUACCGGUGUACAUGUAAUACAGACUCAGCGUCACUGAGUAACCUGCACCAGAGUAAUAUCUGUGUAUAACACCUAAUCCAGCCGUCUCUGCUACCGGUGUACAUGUAAUACAGACGCAGCGUCACUGAGUAACCUGCACCAGAGUAAUAGCUGUGUAUAACCCCUAAUCCAGCCGUCUCUGUUACCGGUGUACAUGUAAUACAGACGCAGCGUCACUGAGUAACCUGCACCAGAGUAAUAGCUGUGUAUAACCCCUAAUCCAGCCGUCUCUGCUACCGGUGUACAUGUAAUACAGACGCAGCAUCACUGAGUAACCUGCACCAGAGUAAUAGCUGUGUAUAACAUCUAAUCCAGCCGUCUCUGCUACCGGUGUACAUGUAAUACAGACGCAGCGUCACUGAGUAACCUGCACCAGAGUAAUAUCUGUGUAUAACACCUAAUCCAGCCGUCUCUGCUACCAGUGUACAUGUAAUACAGACGCAGCAUCACUGAGUAACCUGCACCAGAGUAAUAGCUGUGUAUAACACCUAAUCCAGCCGUCUCUGCUACCGGUGUACAUGUAAUACAGAUGCAGCAUCACUGAGUAACCUGCUCCAGAGUGAUAGCUGUGUAUAACACCUAAUCCAGCCAUCUCUGCUACCAGUGUACAUGUAAUACAGACGCAGCAUCACUGAGUAACCUGCACCAGAGUAAUAGCUGUGUAUAACACCUAAUCCAGCCGUCUCUGCUACCAGUGUACAUGUAAUACAGACGCAGCAUCACUGAGUAACCUGCACCAGAAUAGCAGCUGUGUAUAACACCUAAUCCAGCUGUCUCUGCUACCGGUGUACAUGUAAUACAGACGCAGCGUCACUGAGUAACCUGCACCAGAGUAACAGCUGUGUAUAACACCUAAUCCAGCCGUCUCUGUUACCGGUGUACAUGUAAUACAGACGCAGUAUCACUGAGUAACCUGCACCAGAAUAGCAGCUGUGUAUAACACCUAAUCCAGCUGUCUCUGCUACCGGUGUACAUGUAAUACAGACGCAGCGUCACUGAGUAACCUGCACCAGAGUAAUAACUGUGUAUAACACCUAAUCCAGCUGUCUCUGCUACCGGUGUACAUGUAAUACAGACGCAGCGUCACUGAGUAACCUGCACCAGAGUAAUAACUGUGUAUAACACCUAAUCCAGCUGUCUCUGCUACCGGUGUACAUGUAAUACAGACGCAGUGUCACAGUGAGACUAUCUGCACAUUACAUUAGAGGAACAGUCACAUGUUCUGUAUGACAGCAUCAGAGCUGUCUCUCUCCAUAUGAUCCGGCAGUGUACCCCAGAUACCAUGAUGUCAUCCCAUUACGUAAGAGCCCCCCGAUGUUAUGUGUCUCCUGGACCCUCUUACCUGCUUAUAGCUGUGAUCAGUUGCUGAAGAUUUGUUAUUAUAAUGAAUAUGUAAAGUUGUUUCAUGUAAUAAAAUGAUGGUAAAGGAUCUGUGAGUGAGUGUAUGUCAUUGGUGCUCAGCCAUCACUAUGUGUAUUUAGGGAAACACUGACCAAUCACCGCACCCAGCGCCUGGACAACCGAUGUGGUUAUAAUAUAUAAGUACUAUUCCACAAGUUACAUAAACAUUAAUAUAUAGAAGCAGAGUACAAGGAAUAAUACAAGUAUUUAAAAUGU